Molecule: messenger RNA, 3234 nt
Organism: Drosophila navojoa
Lineage: Eukaryota; Metazoa; Arthropoda; Insecta; Diptera; Drosophilidae
Gene: Ork1
Product: open rectifier K[+] channel 1
Biological process (GO): potassium ion transmembrane transport; stabilization of membrane potential
Cellular component (GO): plasma membrane
Molecular function (GO): outward rectifier potassium channel activity; potassium ion leak channel activity
Source: RefSeq, a predicted model, not a curated record
UUUUCUCCACGUUACAGAGUUUCUCAUGGAGCAGUUAGAGGAUAAAAAUGCGACCACACAAAACGAGGUCUUGGAGCGCAUUACGGAUUAUUGUGGCAAGCCGGUUACGGAUUACACAAAAGACGACUACGAAAUACCCUAUACGUGGACAUUCUAUCACGCCUUCUUCUUUUCGUUUACCGUCUGCUCAACGGUGGGCUAUGGCAAUAUAUCGCCGACAACAUUCGCGGGUCGCAUGAUCAUGAUCGUCUAUUCGGUGAUCGGGAUACCGGUGAAUGGAAUACUCUUUGCCGGAUUGGGCGAGUACUUCGGACGCACGUUUGAGGCCAUCUAUAGACGAUAUAAGAAGUACAAAAUGUCCUCGGAUGAUCAUUAUGUGCCACCGCAGCUGGGAUUGAUAACCACGGUGUUCAUAGCCCUAGUACCAGGUAUAGCCCUGUUCCUAUUACUACCCGCAUGGGUGUUUACGUACUUCGAGAGCUGGCCCUAUUCGAUUUCACUGUACUACAGUUAUGUGACGACGUCGACAAUUGGCUUUGGCGAUUACGUGCCCACAUUUGGAGCCAACCAGCCACGCGAAUUCGGCGGCUGGUUCGUGGUGUAUCAAAUCUUUGUGAUCGUCUGGUUUAUAUUCUCCUUGGGAUACCUGGUCAUGAUAAUGACGUUUAUAACGCGAGGGCUGCAGAGCAAGAAGCUGGCCUACUUGGAGCAGCAGCUCUCAUCGAAUCUGAAGGCGACACAGAAUCGUAUAUGGACGGGUGUUACCAAGGAUGUGGGCUAUUUACGACGUCUGCUCAACGAGCUAUAUAUACUGAAAGUCAAGCCCGUUUACACCGAUACAGAAUUUGCAUAUACAGUGCCUCGGUCCGCCUCCUGCCCGGAGCUCAGCAUGUACCGUGUGGAGCCAGCACCGAUACCGAGUCGGAAGCGCGCCUUUUCCGUGUGCGCCGAACUGGCCUCCCAGGAUCCCACUGUUAUGGUGCAUGCCAAUUCGGAUACGGAGAUAAGCAAAUUCGAUCGGGAGAAGACCUUCGAGACGGCCGAGGCUUAUCGCCAGACAACAGACCUGCUGGCCAAGGUGGUGACGGCGUUGGCCACGGUGCAGCCGCCGCCACCGGAGGCUGAUGAUGCGGCCAUGUAUGGUGGCUACCAUGGAUUCUCUGACUCGCAGAUCUUGGCCAGCGAGUGGUCCUUCUCGACACUCAACGAAUUAUCGGCGCCACGUCGUCCGCGUGGUCGUGCCUGCUCCGACUUCAAUAUUGAGCCACCACGUCGACCCCUCCGAGCGCCGCACAAUCACAACGAAUGGACCUGGAGCGGCGACAACCAGCAGAUCCAAGAGGCCUUCAACAGCCGCUACAAGAGCCAGCUCAAUGGUGCCGCCAGCGAUCCGCAUGUGGUGCAUCUCGAGGAGCCGGACAACAGCGAUGAGCAGCUCAAGAAGAAUGGAGCAGUGGCUGGCGCUGGUCGGGUCAAGAAGUUCUCCAUGCCGGACGGCCUGCGCAAGCUCUUCCAUCGCAAGCGACCCUCGCAGGAUCUGGAGCGCAAGCUGUCCGUGGUCUCUGUACCAGAGGGCAUCACGUCGCUGCCCACGCGCUCCCCGCUGGACUUCUACAACAAUACGGUUACGGCAAGCGCCAGCCAAUCCUAUUUGCGCAAUGGCCGCGGUCCGCCACCACCCUUUGAAUCGACCACCAGCCUCGCCUCCAGCAAUGGCAAUGCAGGCAUCAGCAAUCCGGCCUUCCAUCUGGAUGACUCCGACCAGGCGACCUUCGGCUCGACGGGCCCCUAUCAACGCAAGUCUGCUGCUGGCGUGGCGGCCGGCAGGCGACGCCGCGAGUCCAUCUACACCCAAAAUCCAGCUCUCUCCGCUCGACGCGGCAGCAUGUACACGCCCACAGCAACAGCAACUGCACUCCAGAUGCAGCGCCGCGGCUCCGGCUCGGCGGCUAUGGCAGCUGUUGCGGCCCGGCGUGGCAGCCUGUUCCCGGCCACGGGCGGAAUGACGAGCAACGCAACGCCGCGGCGCUCCAGCAUCUUCUCGGUGACCUCGGACAAGGACAUGGAUGUGCUGGAGCAGACCACCAUAGCGGAUCUGAUACGCGCGCUCGAGGUGGUGCACACGCAUGCCGUGCUCGAUGAGCAUCAGAAGGAGCAACAGCAGGCGGCGGCGGCUGGCGGCUCCAGCUCCAGCUCCAAGUUGACCAAGAAGCAACGUAAGCUGGGCAAUGCCGGCCUCGAUCCGCCCCAGCUGCCGCCCAUCCUGUCCUUGUUUGCGGGUGACCAGACGCGCACGCUGCAGGCAACGGCGGCCAAUCGUUUGUACGCCCGACGCUCCACCAUUGUGGGCACCAUGUCUCCCGGCGGCAGCAGCGGCCUGGCCACCCGUCGUCCAUCCGGCAUACACAACUUGGAGCCGCCACCCAGCUACACCGAGAAACCGCUGCCACCAUCGACCUCCACGCCUACUGGCCAGUCCAAGUUCAGGCGGCGCUUCAGUGUGCGUCCGACAGCUCUGCAGAUCCCACCUGGUCAGGCGCCGCCACCAGGUGCCAGCCUCAGCGAGGAGCCCAGCCCGUUGACCAGUUCCCAGACUGCGCUGCAGCGGCGCCUCUCGCUGCGACCAUCGCCUCUGGCACGCGAACUCUCGCCCACAUCGCCCACAGGGGCUGCCGGCAAUGCUGGCCAGGAUGAGCCGGGCACCUCAACGUCGCGCCUGUUGCCCUCGUCGCUAAUGCGCCCCAGCACGAGCAGCACGCAUUCCCCAUUGUCGCGCAUUGUGCAAAUAUCGCAGGCGCAGCGCAAGAGCAGCAUGCCCGAAGGAUUCGCCACGCGCAAGCCAGGCGCCGGAAGCGCAAGUGGGCCAGGCAGCGGAACCGGAAGCGGAAAUGCUGGCGAAAAGUAGAUAAUCGUCUCUCAAAUGUGUUUUCUAGUUUGUAGUUAAUUUAAUCAUUGUGGCCAACAAUUUAUGUCUGUAAUCAAGAAAAAACUAUUUACAUUCCCUAUAUGCAUAUAAACAUAUAUAUCCACAUACCUAUAUAUACUAUAUAUAUACAUAUGUAUGUAUACUAUUUAAUUAUACGAAAUGUUAGUUGUCUAGUUCGUAAGUCCUCGCCAAAUCGCCUUAAACAUUUUGUAGAAUUAACUUAUAGAAUUGUUGCUUAAGAAUUGUUAAUUAGCGAGCAUGAACAAAAAAAAAAGGAAAUAAAUAAAUAAUAUAUGUAUAUGUAUGCA